AUGGAGAACGAAAAGGGAGAGAUCGUCGAUCUCUACGUCCCCCGCAAAUGCAGCGCAACCAACCGCAUCAUCAAGGCUAACGACCACGCCUCCGUGCAAAUCUCCAUCGGAAACGUUGACGAGAACGGCCGCUACACCGGCGAGAACGGCGUCUAUGCGCUCAGCGGAUUCGUGCGCGCUCGCGGCGAGGCCGACGACUCUCUCAACCGUCUUGCCCAGCGCGAUGGAUAUUUGAAGAACGUUUGGAGUGCUCAGCGAUAA
This is a messenger RNA of Talaromyces marneffei, 261 nucleotides long. RefSeq lists its product as uncharacterized. Gene Ontology annotation, biological process: endonucleolytic cleavage in ITS1 to separate SSU-rRNA from 5.8S rRNA and LSU-rRNA from tricistronic rRNA transcript (SSU-rRNA, 5.8S rRNA, LSU-rRNA); translation; endonucleolytic cleavage to generate mature 3'-end of SSU-rRNA from (SSU-rRNA, 5.8S rRNA, LSU-rRNA). Gene Ontology annotation, cellular component: ribosome; cytosolic small ribosomal subunit. The record is from RefSeq and is a predicted model, not a curated record. Bases 1 to 261 code for a protein of 86 amino acids. NCBI's taxonomy places the organism in Eukaryota, Fungi, Ascomycota, Eurotiomycetes, Eurotiales, Trichocomaceae. The transcript is spliced from 2 exons. Gene Ontology annotation, molecular function: structural constituent of ribosome.